ACGACCUCGAAACGACCAAGACAGGCGGAUGGCAUGACCGACAUCGUGCUUUCUCCGCGCCACAUUUCGCUGUCGCGCGUGGUCGUUGAAAAGACCGAAGGCCGACUACUGGCGCGGAGUACGUACUGGGAGAUCUACGAGGCGACCUAUGGUGCGACGACGGUCGCCGCGCUUUGUUACCGCCAGUCCAGUCGCCGCGACACGCUUUGGGCCGCCACGGUCCACUACAUCGACCGCCUUCUCGCCGCCGUCCACCCCAAUGUGCUACAGGUGAUCGGUCUCGUCUACGACUUGUCAGCGCAUCGACGCGACGCGCUGCCCGAGUGGCUUCUAGUCGAGAAGACCUCGAUGAGUCUCUUUGACGCAUUACACACGCACAAGAUUGUCUUUAGUGAUGCUGACGUGAUCACCAUCGCGAUCCAAGUCGUCCAAGCGAUUGCGUUCUGCAACGGCGUCGGACUCCGUCAUCUUACGAGUCGAAAAGUGCUCAUGCUGGACAUUUCGGUGCCAAAAAUCAAAAUUGGAGGCCUCUUUCAGCGCGAUAUUCUCGAAAUGGCCAACGCACCGACCGGCGCGACACCGUAUGAGCCCCCGGCGACGGCGUCGGCCAUCAACGCCGACAUGUACGCCUUUGGCGUCCUUCUCUGGGAACUCUGUACAAGCGAGAAGCCGACCGUCGAGCUCUUCCACUGUACGGCCCAGGUGCGCGUUGCCCGACCGCACUUGGAGCUGGCCGAAAGUCUCAUUCGCGCAUGCACGCACGAGGACGCGGGAAGUCGUCCGUCGGCCACCGAGGUUCUCGCCGAGCUUGUCGACUUUCAGGCGCGUCGCGCGUCGCAGCCACCAGAGAUGUGCUGCCCGCCGCCGCCAUCGAAUGUUGUGCUGCAUCAAACGCUCCAGCGCCUCGCGGCCGUCGAGAGCCAAGUGCUCGACGAGCAGCGCAAUUUUGACGUGGUCGUCGGCCAACUCGAGUUUGCCAACGCCGAAAUCGCAUCGCUACAAGCUCUAUUGAGUGUCAAGGCGGACGGGCUCGGGGCGCUCGAAACAGCACACGCCCGAGCCCGCGCGCGCGUCGCGGACCUUGAAGCCAUAGAGGCUCCGCUGGAAACGCAGCUCGCCGCCGCGACACAGCGCGUGCGUGAGCUCGAGCACGAAACGCAGCGGCUGGAGCAUCAGACGGCGCAUCAAAGAGAGCAAGCGGCCAAGACACGCCUUGACGUGGAGAGCGUGAUCUUCGAGAAACAGCAGCUGCGACAACUCGUGCAGACGCUGGAAGUCAACUUGCGUGACGCAGAGACUACCUUGGCGCAAGAGAAGGAUGUGAGCGACGAGCUCAAUGUGCGCUGGCAACAAACGAUCAAGCACUGCCAGCAUGAACAGCUCCAGCGAGAAAAGGUCGAGCGACAACUGACGCAACUCCGGCUGGACAACAAGGAAGCCGUGGAUCAGCUCCGCGAUUGGCAUCCCGACACGGGUGUGCUCGCCAAACAACGUCAAGCUACUAUGGACGAUCAAGUGCUCGACCACUUACAUCGCAUCCAGGCGCUUAGCCGAGAGAUGGUCGCUCUCAAGGUCGACAUGACCGCGCUGCAAGACGAGCUCGUCGCGAGCCGCGCGCGCGAACACGCACUCGAUAUUCGCGUCGUUGACCUGCAGUGUGCAUUAACGCUGGCCGAGGCGGCGACAGCAACAGCGAAUGCAGCAAGCACCGACUGGGCCGACCGGUUCGCGCAGCAAGCCGACGACCUCCAAGCGAGCCUCGACGCCUACAAAGACCUGCAGCGCGCACACGCCGACGUGCAGCACCAGCUCUCGCGCGAACUGCAGCAACGCCACGACGAAGAAAUGGCCCGAAAAGCGCGCCGAUGUUUGGACUUGAACUGCGACGCCCCGCCUUUCUUGAUCCAGUCGUCGGGCUAUUGCAAGGACCACCAUGAAAAGCGAGAGCGCGCGAAGGCCGAGAAGUUGCGGCAGCUCGAAGAAGUGCAGCGUCAAAAGCCGCCCGACGAUGUCGCCGCCGAUGCAUUUGCGCUUGGCGGCGUACAACAGCUCGUCAGCGUCGUGGAAACGUUCCAGAAAAGCGCUGCGAUCGUCGCCGCAGUCCUCAAGAAACUGCAUGUGCUCUGCGAAGCACAUGUCACCCACAAGAACGAACUUGGCGAUUUCGGGGGGUUCCCGGCGCUCGUUCGCGUCGCACAGCACCAGAGUACGCUCGAGGUAACGCAGCUUGCGCUCGCACGGUUGUUUGGCGUCGCAGCCUUCAACCACGACGUCAACCGCAUUCGACUCGUGAGCGAAGGCGCACUCGACUCGCUAUUGCUGGCGAUGACAGGCUUUACACACAGCGUAUCGCUUCAGAAAAGCAGCUGCACGACGCUGACCAACUUGGCACACAACUGCGAGGGGAACCGCCGAAAGAUACUAGAAAAAGGCGGCCUUGAGCGUAUUUUGGACGCGAUGCAAGCGUUCCCAAAGGAGCCAUCGUUGCAGGAGAGUGCGUGCUGGGCCCUCAUCAGCCUCGCGGGUUCGGAUUAUAUGUGCGAACACAUUGCCGCGCGUGGUGGCGUUGGCGCGAUUUUGGCGGCGAUGCUCAACUGCCCAAGCGUCGCGUCGGUGCAAUAUUACGGCGUGUGGGCGCUACUGAACGUCGUCUCGGGCGUCGAGACGCUGCAAGAAUUUGCAACCCAAGAAGGGGCUAUCGAGGUGUGCGAGGCCGCCAUAGCAUGCUUUCCCGAGCACGCUGGCAUCCAAGACAAGGCGCAAUGCGUCCUGGACAUGCUCACCGACAAUCAAGAGUUGUGUGCUACCGACGCCGUGUUGCCUGAUAAAUAACCGUUAUGGAAGAUAAUGUCAUGUCGCGUUGCCCAGUGUACA
Molecule: messenger RNA, 2874 nt
Organism: Saprolegnia diclina VS20
Lineage: Eukaryota; Oomycota; Saprolegniomycetes; Saprolegniales; Saprolegniaceae
Product: serine/threonine protein kinase
Exons: 11
Coding region: 34-2832 (932 amino acids)
Biological process (GO): protein phosphorylation
Molecular function (GO): protein kinase activity; ATP binding; protein binding
Source: RefSeq, a predicted model, not a curated record